AUGUCUUUCCUCGGUCUCGGACGCCCCCAGCCCUCCUCGGCGGAGAAGAUCGCCGCCGUCGAGAGCGAGAUGAAGCUCCUCGCCGACCUGCACAACCGCCUGACCAAAUCCUGCGCGCUCAAGUGCGUCCCCAACGACUACCACGAAGGCGACCUCAACAAGGGCGAGAGCGUCUGUCUCGACCGCUGCGCCGCAAAGUUCUUCGAGGUCCACAUGAAGGUCUCGGACAUCCUGCAAAAGGAGACGCAGCAGCGAGGCGGGAGCGCCGGCGGCAGCUUCUUUGGUUAA
Messenger RNA from Thyridium curvatum, 288 nucleotides. RefSeq lists its product as uncharacterized. NCBI's taxonomy places the organism in Eukaryota, Fungi, Ascomycota, Sordariomycetes, Thyridiales, Thyridiaceae. Gene Ontology annotation, biological process: protein insertion into mitochondrial inner membrane. The record is from RefSeq and is a predicted model, not a curated record. Gene Ontology annotation, cellular component: mitochondrial inner membrane. The coding region runs from base 1 to 288 and encodes 95 amino acids. The transcript has 2 exons.